AUGGUCGAGACAAAUAACCAGCUAUCACACCCCUCCGGGCCACAGUACCAGUUCCUUGUAGGAGAGGGCUUGUACGUGCUAAAAGAGGACUUACACCUCGCAACCCCUCCACCACACCCCUCCGAGGCCCCCGUUGUCAACCCGAACCCUCUGUCAACCGCUCCCCAGCCUGCCACAUCCGGCACCAAAGUCUCCCUCAUCACUCUCGACAUACCCAACAACAGUAACAGCAUUAAUGCCAGCAGUGGCCCCUCUACAGUUAUCUACCGGACCCUAUCCCGGAAGGAUAGCACCAUCCAGCAGCAGCAGCAGCAGCAGCAGCAGCCAAUAGCCAGCACCGCCGGCAGUAUCCGAGAGCAUCCCGAUGAAAGCCAGUCCUCAACCGACGUCCGCGAAAGCAUCAGCGAUGCAGGCCGGCUCGGCACCAGCAGCGCCGGUGGCGGUAACGCCGCGACGGCAAGCGACGUGACCGUGCCGUUGUUCGCGUCGUCUAAUGCCUCGUCCAGCGCCGCUACUCCUGCGUUUGGAGAGAGCAACUCGCUGCUGUCGUCCCAGAGAGAUAGCGGGUCAUCCAAGGGCAAGCUGCGAAAGCCGAAGAAUAAUAUGAGCAAGACAAACUCAUCGUUUAUUUCGAGAGUCAUUUGCCAUGAGGCGCUGGGGAAGCGCUUGCAGGAGCGGGCCAAGGAUGGAUUGUUGGCGUUUGCGAAUGUGGGGAGGGCGUUUCAGUGGUUGGAUUUGUCGUCGGCUAUUAAGGCAGAAUAUCUCACCAAGAUCUUAUUGACAAGGGCGCACUGCCUGUGUCAUGAUGUGAACAAGAUUACCAAGAGCCAGUCGCAUAUCGAUAUGGUCAUGGGCUUUUCCACGGGCGAGAUCAUCUGGUGGGAGCCCAUUUCACAACGAUACACGCGGCUCAACAAGAAUGGCAUCAUCAACCGCACCCCCGUCUCCGAGAUCAAGUGGAUCCCCGGCUCAGAGAACCUCUUCCUUGCCGCUCAUUGGGACGGCUCACUCGUGGUGUAUGACAAAGAGAAGGAAGAUGCGGCCUUCGUUUCCGAAGAUGAUGCUGUGUCCGGCGGCAGACCUAGUGUUGAGACUGUCCGGACGAGCCGGGUCAACUACUCCAAGCAGAUGCACGUCCUUAAAUCAGUCAACUCCAAGAACCAGAAGACGAACCCCGUCGCAGUUUGGAAGUUGUCGAAUCACCGGAUCAACGCCUUCGCCUUCUCUCCUGAUUGUCGUCAUCUGGCUGUUGUGUCGGAAGAUGGUAGCCUCAGGGUGAUAGAUUACCUCCGCGAGGAACUUCUACACAUCUUCUACUCCUACUACAGCGGCUUCACCUGCGUCUGCUGGUCCCCCGACGGCAAGUACAUCGUCACAGGCGGACAAGACGAUCUCCUCUCGAUCUGGUGUCCCUCUGAAGCAUCCUCUCCUCGUCCUCAGCGCGGCUUGACCAGCGGCUCCACGGCGAACGUCUCAACCUCCGAUGUCAGUCCCAACGGCACUAACGCCGCCGCCGCCGAGACCGAUACCCUCAAUGGGAGCAGCUCGGCCGUCCCCGGGGGGUUGGUAGCCCGCUGCCAGGGCCACCACUCCUGGGUGACCUCUGUGGCGUUCGACCCGUGGCGAUGCGAUGACAAGAACUAUCGCUUUGGCAGUGUCGGCGAGGAUUGCAGGAUCUGUUUGUGGGAUUUUAGCGUGGGGAUGUUGAACCGGCCCAGGGCGGCAUCCGUCCGUCAGCGUGGCGCCAGCAACUCCUUCGCCCCCGAGUCUGGGGCAGUCACCAGCAACGGUGGUGAAGGGGUCCAGGGGAGUAGGGUCAGGUCUGACUCGACCAUGUCUUCGAUGUCGCGCCCUGAUACCGCGAAUGCAAGUGCGCCUGCGGGAGCCGGCGAUGAUUCGAAAGCGAAAAAAAGGGAGGUACUGGUGCACCCUGUCCAGUCCCGCGCUGCGACGGCCAUGUUGCCUCCUGUUUUAAGUAAGGUUAUCGACGACGACCCGCUGUCUUGGAUCGGCUUCACGCCAGAUGCAAUCAUGACCAGUUGCAAGUCAGGACACAUACGGACCUGGAGCAGACCCUCCGAGCUGACACCCGAAGUGGGAGGACAUACUGAGGCUUAG
Thermochaetoides thermophila DSM 1495 is the source of this 2118-nucleotide messenger RNA. RefSeq lists its product as uncharacterized. Lineage: Eukaryota; Fungi; Ascomycota; Sordariomycetes; Sordariales; Chaetomiaceae. Gene Ontology annotation, cellular component: cell division site; nucleus; cell tip. The coding region runs from base 1 to 2118 and encodes 705 amino acids. The record is from RefSeq and is a predicted model, not a curated record. Gene Ontology annotation, molecular function: protein binding. The transcript has 8 exons. Gene Ontology annotation, biological process: carbon catabolite repression of transcription.